UUUUCAUGAUGAAAUAAAUUUAAAUGUGUUCUCAUCAAGAAGACUAGAAACCACAAAAAACAAAACGUCAACAAUAUAUCCACGUGUCUUUUGUUGACAAUGGCAACUAGUAAGGUUAUAGCCUCAAUAUUUCGGUCUCGUAAUUGUUUAAUUACUGGAAAUAGUAAAUUAGGAUUUAUCAAAACAAUUACUUCAAAACAAUGCAAUGAAUUUCAAAGACAAUUUGCAACACUUACAUGUGGCCCUAGAACAUCAUCAAUAUUUAUUCAAAACAAAUAUAUUAAAAAUAUUCGACAAUUUCAUGUGUCAAAUAGUCUGGGUGCACCUAGAAAAAAUUACUAUAAAAUUCUUGGAGUGAAAAAAAAUGCUUCAUCAAAGGAUAUAAAAGCAGCAUAUUAUCAAUUGGCUAAAAAAUAUCAUCCUGAUAUAAAUAAAAAUGAUCCUGAUGCUGAAAAAAAAUUUAAAGCAUUAUCUGAAGCUUAUGAAGUGUUGAGUGAUGAUUAUAAAAGAACAAAAUAUGAUGAUUUGGGUAGAACAUCAAAUCAUUAUUCAAAAUCAGAAUAUGAUAAUUCGGGUAAAACAUGGAAUAAUUAUACAAAUUCAGGAAACUAUUAUUCGCGGGGAACCCAAAAUAAUACUUAUGAAAGUUCUGACUCAUGGGAUGGAUAUCAUCACUUGACUAAGUGGAUUUUGGCCUUUGGAAAAUUUCUUCUUUUCGCAGUACCAGCGUAUUUGAUUUUCUAUUGUGUUCGUCGUAUGGAUACAGAAAGUAGAAUCGCACUCUUAAGGUUGUUGGCAUUACUUCAGGAAGAUCCAGCCACGAGAAGGGCCUUGUUGUUGAUCGCAAAAAGGCUUGAAGAUGAAUUAAAUUUAAAAAAAAAAAAAUCAAAAUUAUCUGAAGCUCAUGAAGUGUUGAGUGAUGAUUAUAAAAGAACACAGUAUGAUAAUUCGCGUAGAAAAUCAAAUGAUUAUACAAAAUCAGAAUAUGAUAAUUCGGGUAGAACAUCAAAUCAUCAUACAAACACAGGAUAUCAUCAUUCGUGGAAAACCCAAGAAUAUGGUUAUGAUGGUUGUGAUCCAACAUCUAUACGAUGGCCAAGUGCUGAUUCAUCUGGUGUAUCUCAUAUUAAAAAUAUUCGACUAUUCCAUUAG
Aphidius gifuensis is the source of this 1152-nucleotide messenger RNA. RefSeq lists its product as uncharacterized. The record is from RefSeq and is a predicted model, not a curated record. Bases 100 to 1152 code for a protein of 350 amino acids. The transcript has 5 exons. NCBI's taxonomy places the organism in Eukaryota, Metazoa, Arthropoda, Insecta, Hymenoptera, Braconidae.